AUGACCUCUGCAAGCGACGCGAAGAACCCGCAUCUCACUGAAGACGACAUCAAGAUCCUAGUCGCGUGGAUGGAGAUACCCGACAACUUUCAAAGCGUAUACAGAACUAGUGGGAAGCCAAACGUCGGAGGGAAGGCAAAGAUCACAAAGAAUUUGGCGUACGCUCAGAUGGCUGCUCACCUUCACGCUAAGACACAGAAGCAUGCGAGCUUGAAAGCCAGAAACAUGCAGCGACGCUGAGAGAACUACGUUAAAAAGUUCAGAGAGGUUCUCAAGUACCAUGGCGGAACUGGCAUGGGUCUUUCGGGUGGUGAAGUUGACCGUAGUGCGUCGCUCCUGGCUAAGCUUGAGAAGAUGUGUCCAUGCUACAUUCGAAUGCGCGUUCUUUUUGGUGAGUGCCCCAAUAUGAAACCCCAC
Molecule: messenger RNA, 417 nt
Organism: Phytophthora nicotianae INRA-310
Lineage: Eukaryota; Oomycota; Peronosporomycetes; Peronosporales; Peronosporaceae
Exons: 1
Coding region: 1-240 (79 amino acids)
Source: RefSeq, a predicted model, not a curated record